AUGCAUAGUUCAUAUUACCGUCCUCCUGUUGGCCAUAACCGGAAUGGUGCCUCGUAUGACCUGCCACCCGUCCAGUCAGUCAUUCCUUUGUCGCAGGCACCUUUCCAACAGGCCCUGCUGACUACUACCUCGCACCUUGCCGCUCCGUCAAGCAGGCCAGGCAGCUCAAUGAAGAUGGCUCAUCUUCUACAGCCAUCAUCCCAUAUCCCCAACGCUGUCCCCACAACUUCUACUUCGCCAUAUACUCGCUCUUAUGAGUCCUCUUCAGUUUCACCCACGGACGGCAUGUCCAUUCUUCAUGAUGGCCCUCCAUCGAAUGGCUCCGUAGCGGGAAGUGCCAAUCUAUUAUACCAACCAGGAAACACUGGGCAGCAGCAGCAGCCACAGCCACAGUUAGCUCCUCAGAAAAGAGCUUACAGACAGAGGAGAAAAGAUCCAAGCUGCGAUGCCUGUCGCGAACGUAAGGUCAAGUGCGAUGCGUCUGAGUCGGCCAGCUGUACGGAAUGCAUCAACCGCAAAGUCAGGUGUCAAUUCACGAAAGAAACAAAUAGGCGAAUGUCUUCCAUCAAACAAGUCCAGGACCUCGAGAAACAGCUUCUGUCGACCAAACAACAGCUCCAGCAGCUCCGGUCAGGAGUUGCGAAGACGGAUGGAUUUAUGGAUUGGGACAUGGACUCUAAUGGCCAGACGGCUUUAAAGCUACCUGACAUCGGACAUCGGCCAGUCCGACGGAUACGAGCCGCUGUUGCGCAGGACUUCUCUGAUGUCCGGUCUAACAUGCGAAGUCAUGGCUGGGGAAUCAUGAAGAUGCCGGGUCCAUGCCGGAAACAGGAUUCGGCGUCUCGUUUGACAAGCGAUUCCCCAGCACUUCCUCCCAAAGGCGUGGCUGAUCGUCUACUCGCACAAUACUUCGCGUUUAUCCACUCAUAUCUACCUGUGAUCUAUUUGCAUAGCUUCAUCAUCGAGUACGAGAGAAUCUAUCAAUCUGGCUCGCUUGCGGGAGUCUCUCGGGAUUGGGCGGCCGUUUUGUUUACUGUGUUUGCAUGUGCUUCACUACACACGCAAGAGCCGAAUCGUAUUCAAGACGGCAAGGAAUACCUUAAAAUCAGCUACGGCCUUUUGGACAUGCUCAAGGAUGACAUCUCCAUAGAUCAGGUGCGCGCGUCUCUUCUUAUCAGCCUCUUCCUUCAUGAAGUCGGCUCAAAGUCUGCCAGUUGGAUGUGGUUGGGAUCCGCUGUGAGACUUGGGCAAGAUAUCGGCCUACAGAUUGAAUCUGGGCCCUGGCUGGCUACUGAGGUGGAAAUAAAGAGACGCAUAUGGUGGGGGCUUUACUGCUGGGACAGAAUUUUAUCCUUGGAAAUGGGGAGGCCUGUCAUGAUCUACGACCAGGAUUGCGACGUUGAUCUUCCAUGCCCGGUGGACGAGCAGUACAUUUCGGAGGGCGGCGUGCUCGAAGGACCACAGGCGUCUCCGUUCCUGGCUCUUGUGCACGUAGCUCGGUCCGUGGGUCAACUCACCAAGGCGCUGCGCUCCCCCGUCCUGAGUCCAGCAACGCUGGAGACCUUCGAGCGGCAUUUCACGGCAUGCUUGGCGACCCUUCCUCUGCAAUAUCAUCCAAAAUCCGAUCAGUAUCUAGAACCCCGUUCCCUUGUUCCGAUUAUUUUCCUUCAGAAUGCCCGGUUCAUUCUUCAUCGCCAUAACCUUUCUCCCGCAUGUUCUCACGAUGCCCGCCUAUCGGCAAUGGACUACUGUCUCUCUAUUGCCUUAGAUACGGCACGUCUCCUUUCGCGCUGCAUGCAGAACCCGCCAACCUCUUCAUCCGGGAACGCCUCCACGGAUGCCACUGAUUGGCGAGUCCUGCUCGCCUCGUCCGCCUCCACAAUGCUGUGCACGCAUAUUUGCCGUUGCUUGCUUCUACUUCUUUUCCGCCAGGAAUAUGCAUCCUCAUUGACAUGCAUUCAAGCAUGUGCAGCUAUUGGCGAUUCUCGGGCCGCGAAUGUGUCCAGCGGACGGUACAUUGCCUUUUUCCUGGGACGAAUCUUAGAUCGGUUAAGGCGCAACACUGGGAAUUGGGAGAGGGAUGAGGAGAUUGUCGCAUAUAUGUCUGGUGAUAUGCAGGGUACAGCAGACAGCAGCUGGAUUUGGCAAGGUAGUGACGAGGCCGGUCAACAGCCGGAGGAUUCGUCGAACGUCACAACAAGAUCAUCAUCGAGUUCACAGAAGGGUACAGAAAUUUUGUCACCGCCGGAGCAAGUGUCUGAGUGGCAAGGAUGGGACUGGGUCGAGAGGACGGUUCAGUAUCUCCUUGACGAGAAACGGCAGCAAGAGCCAAGAGACGAUAAGAUGGACGAUGUGCAACCGCAACAACCUCCCAGGCCAGAUCAGUCGUUGCUGAGUCCUGAAACUGCGGAGAGCUCCGAUAACUCAGCUGGACAGUCAAGCUCGGCGCAUUCGCGGAUGACAAUUGCGAGUAUCAUUUGA
This is a messenger RNA of Monascus purpureus, 2481 nucleotides long. Lineage: Eukaryota; Fungi; Ascomycota; Eurotiomycetes; Eurotiales; Aspergillaceae. The record is from the annotation of a GenBank genome assembly.